CUGAGGGUGCAAUUCUCAGUCAACACCGAUAGGGGGAGACUUUCAUUUCUUCAUCUGAACAAGUAUGGCGGCGUACAGAAGGAAAUUGUUUGCUGUCGGAUUGAGCUGGGCAGCUUUGAUGAGCAGAAGCGUCUGUCAGAGCAGCCGCAGACUGGCUGUGCUGCCCACACUCCUCAGAAACAACUGGAAGACUUUGAGUGUCACAGGUGCUCUGUGUGCUGUUCCUUUCAUCCAGAAACCAGAAAAUCUGUCCCAUAAAGAUCUGGUUCGGAGAGCAUCAUCUCUGGUCACAAACAGUGCUAAUACUUACCUCUCACAAACAACUUUAGCACUGCUUGAUUCCAUUUCAGGUUAUAAUAUGGCUAUAGACAGACUUGUGUCAUUACACAAGCACUAUGUGGAUUCCAUCAACAGAAUCAGUUCUGUGGAUGAGGAUGCAAUCUGGCAGCUCAUUCUUAGGCGUCGUCAGGAGGUAAUUGACAGGAGAAAGGAUUACAAACGAUUUGAAUCCUGCUGGAUGAAGGCAAUCGAUCUCUCAAAGCUGGCAACAGAGGCAGCUUUCAAUGCAGGGGCUGACCAAGCUUCUAUGACAGCAGAGAACAGUCUACAGCUCGCACAGUCCCAGGUGGAAGAGGCUCAACAGCUGAUGCUGGAAGCUGAGAGACAACUCAAAAACUCUAAAGCUGAGGAAAGUGAGAGGCUUCAAAAUGCUUUCAGCACUGCAAUGGAGGAGGAAGACGUCCCAGAUGCAUAUUUACGAGAGGACUAGUCACAUCGAGACCUUUAACACAGCUUUAAAGUAUCUUAAGCACUCUGGUACAAAGACCUGUACAACUACUGAAGCACAGAAUUGUAUUUCUGUUUGAUUAAUUGGGCAAAUGCUGUGAAAUGUGGGAGACUCUGUGGUGCAUCCAGGAGAAUUUAUAUAAAUUAAGUAUUAAAUACAAAACUAUGAUGGUUGGAAAAGGGACUUGGUAGAUAAAUACAUUCUAGAUCAGGGGCUUCACAUUUGCUUGUAAUUGUCAAAUGCAAUUGCAAUGUAAUUUUUGGGGAUUUAAAAACUUUUUUACUGUAUUGACAAUAUGUUUGAUUUAUAAUUACAGACACAUGCUAACUUUGUGAUUUCUUGUUAAUUUUUUAAAUAAACAUUCUCUCGUCAGUCUGGUUUUUCCGAGCCAGCCUUCCAAA
Molecule: messenger RNA, 1188 nt
Organism: Cyprinus carpio (common carp)
Lineage: Eukaryota; Metazoa; Chordata; Actinopteri; Cypriniformes; Cyprinidae
Product: diablo, IAP-binding mitochondrial protein b
Biological process (GO): neuron apoptotic process; intrinsic apoptotic signaling pathway in response to oxidative stress
Cellular component (GO): mitochondrion
Source: RefSeq, a predicted model, not a curated record